CUGGCACAAUCUAAACACGUGGUGUUGCUACUCCGCCACGGUAGACCAGGAAGUAACCAUUGCUACAAGUCAGAUGACAACAAACUAUAAAAUCUGAAAUCUACGUUUACGUUUUUUGUAGCAUCAUAUCGGUUAGAACAGUUUGUAUCGUAAUAAUUGUUCUAUUGUCCUGCAUCAAUGGCGGAGGAGGUGCUUUGCUUGAAAGCAAAACUCAAAGAAAAAGAAAAUGAGAUAGCUGAACUGAAAAAUAAACUAGCACAAUUGGAAAAGAGCAACGUGGCAGGGUUGGAACUACACGAGAAAGUGACUGACCUGUCACCUCCGCAACCCAAGACAGCCCUUUCCAAUGACGACAUCAUGAGAUACAGCAGACAGCUGCUGCUGCCAGAGUUUGGAGUUAAAGGUCAGCUGAAUCUGGCCAAGAGCUCGGUUCUUGUGGUGGGGUGUGGAGGACUAGGUUGCCCCCUGGCUCAGUACCUAGCCGCAGCUGGAAUAGGUCGUCUGGGUCUGCUGGACUACGACGAGGUGGAGCUUAGUAACCUCCACAGGCAGGUUCUCCAUGGGGAGGAUAGCUGUGGACAGGCCAAGGCCCUGUCUGCAGCACAGGCUAUCAGGAGGUUGAACUCUACAGUAGAAUGCAUUCCCUACCACCUUCAGCUGUCCUCAGAGAAUGCCCUGCAACUAAUUCAACAGUAUGACAUUGUGGCUGACUGCUCAGACAACGUUCCAACACGUUACCUGGUGAAUGAUGCCUGUGUCCUUAGUGGGAAGCCCCUGGUGUCAGCCAGCGCACUGAGAAUGGAGGGACAGCUGACUGUGUAUAACUACCGUGGAGGCCCCUGCUACAGGUGUCUGUACCCAAUCCCCCCUCCUCCAGAGACUGUGACCAACUGCUCUGAUGGAGGGGUCCUUGGAGUGGUACCAGGAAUUAUGGGAUGCUUCCAGGCCUUAGAGGUUCUAAAGAUCGCCUCUGGACAGGGCUCUUCCUGUGGGCAGCAGCUGCUGAUGCUGGAUGCCCAGGAGGCCAGAUUUCGCUACAUCAGGCUGAGGCCAAGGCAGGCAGGCUGCCCUGUGUGUGGAGAGACCCCCACCGUGACACACCUGGCGGAUUACGAGGCCUUUUGUGGGUCUGUAGCCACUGACAAGUGCCGCAGACUGAACCUCCUCUCCAGUGACCAGAGAAUCACAGUGCAGGAAUAUAAAUCCAUAUUGGACUGUCCAUGCUCCCAUCUCCUGUUAGAUGUCCGCCCUCUUGUGGAGGUGGAUAUGUGCCAUCUACCCUUUUCUCUCAACAUCCCUCUCUCAAGUUUAGAAGACAGAAAAAGUGAACACAUUCAGCUGUUAAAGGAGAAAAUUAGCCAAGUAAAGCAGCAGACGUCGAGUGGAUCCCAGGUCCCAGUCUAUGUCAUCUGUAAGAUGGGUAAUGACUCCCAGAAGGCUGUGCAGGUCCUGGAGAAGAUGUCUGGCACUGAGGUGGACAGUAUCACUGUUAAGGACAUCUCUGGAGGCCUGAUGGCUUGGGCCCAGAAGAUGGACCCCACCUUUCCUCAGUAUUAACUCAGCUGAAGCUCCUCUGCUCUUCCAUUGGGAGGAUUUGUUCUAAUAAAAGUAUUCUUCUUUCUACUA
Molecule: messenger RNA, 1626 nt
Organism: Hypomesus transpacificus
Lineage: Eukaryota; Metazoa; Chordata; Actinopteri; Osmeriformes; Osmeridae
Gene: mocs3
Product: molybdenum cofactor synthesis 3
Exons: 13
Coding region: 178-1557 (459 amino acids)
Biological process (GO): protein urmylation; tRNA wobble position uridine thiolation
Cellular component (GO): cytosol; cytoplasm
Molecular function (GO): thiosulfate-cyanide sulfurtransferase activity; adenylyltransferase activity; URM1 activating enzyme activity
Source: RefSeq, a predicted model, not a curated record